This is a messenger RNA of Nerophis lumbriciformis (worm pipefish), 1023 nucleotides long. NCBI's taxonomy places the organism in Eukaryota, Metazoa, Chordata, Actinopteri, Syngnathiformes, Syngnathidae. The record is from RefSeq and is a predicted model, not a curated record.
AUGCAGGCAGCAGAGUUUCCCCCCGCGGCGGUGAUGUUCGCGGCGGCUCCCGGAACGGACGGCUUCUCGUCUCGCCUCAGCCCGCCGCUGGCGGCCCUGCGCAGCGCGGCGUCCGACGCCAAGAUCCCCGCGACCCAGUGUCACUACCCGCUGCCGUCGAGCGGGGCGCCCGCCGCCGCCGCCGCUUCCCCGGCCACCACCUCGCCCAACCCGGGCGGCAUGGCGGCGUCGUCUUCGCCGGGCCUCAAGACGUCCGGUCUGGGCUCGCCGCAGCUGUGCUCGUCGGCGACGCCCCACGGCAUCAACGACAUCCUCAACCGGCCUCGCGCGGCCCCUUCCUCGGCUCCGGCUUCGGCAUCGGCCUCCCUGGGGGUCCUGAGUGCCCUCCAGCCGCGUUUCGGGAGCCUGAGCCCGGCUCCCCCGCCACCUCCUCCGCCACCGCCGCCGGCCGGGCUCUACUUCUCGGCCGCAGCCGCCGCAGCCGCGAUGGUCCGCUACCCCAAACCCCUGAGCGAGCUACCCGGCAGGACCCCCAUUUUCUGGCCGGGGGUCAUGCAGGGGACGCACUGGAGGGACGCGCGCUUCGCGUGCUCGCCCCAGCAGAGUUGCGUGCUGGUGGAGGCCAAAGACGGCAAACGCAAACACACGCGACCGACUUUCUCCGGUCAGCAAAUUUUCGCUCUGGAAAAAACUUUUGAACAAACCAAAUAUUUGGCGGGACCCGAACGGGCCAGGCUGGCUUUUUCUCUGGGCAUGACGGAGAGUCAAGUCAAGGUGUGGUUCCAAAACCGUCGCACAAAAUGGCGGAAGAAGCACGCGGCCGAGAUGGCCUCCGCCAAGCAGAAGCAGGACUCGCAGACCGAGAGGUUAAAGGUCAACUCGGACUUGGACGAAGACGACGACGACGACUACGACAAACCUUUGGACCCUGAGCACGAGGCGCACGCGCACCACAACGGCGGCCUCCUCCGCCAGCACGCGCUCGUCGUCGUGCACGCGCCCGAGCCGGACGGCUCCUCCUAA